AUUUAGUUCCUGAAAGUACAGUUGUCGUCUGUCCCUCAAAGAAUUUGUCAAAGGAGGUAAACAAAGAAAAUCAAAAGCCAGUUAGCAUGUCUGAUGAACACUUAGAGAUGGAGUCCCAGCUGAGUAUCUCUUCAGAUGAAAUAGAAGAAGGAGAAAUCGUAAGUAGUGAUGAAGAUGAAGAAAAAUCUAAACCAGAAAGAUGCUCUGAAAAGACAAAAAAGUCAAGACCAAAAGUUUCUCCUGACACACGAAAUUUGACCAGCAGUCCGCAGAAUCAAAAGAGCAAAACUGUGCGUUGCAAUGAAGAUAAUGGAAAAUUUGUUUCUGUGAAAGUAAGUACAAAGAAGAAUAGAGAGAGGCAUAAAAAUCAGACUUUCAGAUCUUCAAAGGAUAUGAAGAAAAAUAAAACUGUGAGCAUUGCUUGUCUUGAGAAAAUAGUUCAUGUUAUUGUUGAACCUUCAAAUGUACAAGAAAUCAUGCAGAUGCUAAGAGCUAUACGAAAGCAGAUGAGGAAAAAUUAUAUGAAGUUCAAGGUACACUUUCCAGUUCAGCACUUUCACAGAAUUAUAGAAUCUGGUAUCAUAAAUUUUACAUCGUUAAUAAAAAACUUGAGCUUUUCUAAGAUGUCUACAUUAGGUGAGACAUUAAAAUUGAAUAUCUGUGAUAUUAUAGAGUCCAAACUUAAGCAAGUUAAAAAGAAUGCAAUAGUGGACCGUCUUUUUGAGCAACAGGUAUCAGAUAUGAAAAAACAGUUAUGGAAAUUUGUAGAUGAACAGCUUGAUUACUUAUUUGAAAAGAUAAGGAGAAUUAUAAUAAAACUCUGUGAUGUAGUAAAUGUGGGAAAUGAGAGUGAGGAAAGGAAGUUUGAAAGAGCAGGAAAGCAAAAACACAAAAUCAGUCAUAAAAAUGAUAUGCAAAGAUCUAGAAAAAAGUCCCUGAAAGCCAGAUCUCAAAAGCCUGAAGAAUAUAUCCUUUCGAAGCAAAUUGUGGAUUAUCAACGACCUAAGUGUUACCAUGAGAAAAAUAAAACAGAUGCACCAAAAAUUGCCUUUACAAAAUGUCUUAACUCCAUUGAUAACACGAGGAAUUCCCAAACCAAACUGCACCUCUCCAAAGACAAUAAUUUGCAAGGCACUCUCACUCCAUUGAAGGGUGUAAAAUACGAAAAGGAAGGAUUCCAGCUAUCCAGAGAUGCUAACAAGUCUGAUCUUAGUUAUGAGCUUCUCACAGAACAACAAGCGUCCAGUCUUACGUUUAAUCUUGUAAGUGAUGCUCAAAUGGGUGAAAUUUUCAAAAGUUUAUUGCAAGGUUCGGAUCUCUUGGAAAAAAAUGGUGGCAAUAUCGACAGACAUGAGUGGGAAUUCAGGACACCGGAAAAACAGUUUUUAGACAGUCAUAAAUGCAGAGGUAAUACGGCUGGACUGGUGCAAGAGAUUGCUCCAAAGGAGGCUUGCAUGGAAUCUCGACCAGUAGGGGAUAUUAACUGGCCUAUUGUUUCACCUGUAAGAGCUCCUUCUUUAACAUCUAGGCUUCAGAUGUCUGUUGACCCAGACGUACUAGAUGAAAGCUGUAUGUUUGAGGUUCCUACAAAUGCCGCUUCAUGCAAAGAAGAUGAAUGCAGUUUACAAAAGAAUAAGCCAUUUGUUUCUUCUAUCCUCCUUGAAGAUUUGGCUGUUUCCUUAACUAUUCCAUCACCUUUGAAAUCAGAUGCUCACCUCAGCUUCCUAAAACCUGAGAAUAAUUCUAGCUCAACUCCCGAGGGUGUUCUCAGUGCACAUUACAGUGAAGAUGCACUUCUUGAAGAGGAGGAUGCCACUGAACAAGACAUUCAUUUGGCUUUAGAAUCUGAUAACUCAAGCAGUAAAUCAAGUUGUUCUUCAUCAUGGACAAGUCGUCCUGUUGCUCCUGGUUUUCAGUGUCGCCCCAGCCUACCAAUGCAAGCAGUAAUCAUGGAGAAAUCCAAUGAUCAUUUUAUUGUAAAGAUUAGGCGUGCAGUGCCAUCUACCUCACCAGCAGCUGAUCAAAUGGCUUCAGUGAAGGAAGCACGGGCAUCCUCAACCAAGAAUGAAAAAGAAGAAAUGAGAAGUGGGGAAAAAGAAAGGGAUAGUCAGAGUGCCCCAGCAGCCACUGUGCAGGAAACUGUCAAACCAGAGCUGGUUAAGACGGAUCAGUUGCCUCAUGUUAGCACUGAGCAAGGACAAAAUCCUGCCUUACCUCAGCCUCUAAAGGAGUCACAUAAUAGUAUUGGAAAGGAAGAAACUACUGUGUUGCUUGGACCCUGUAGAAAAUCUUCACACACACAGAGCCAUGACAUUGAAAGCCCAGAUGAAGGCUCUGAGCAAUCUCAGACACACAAAUUGAAAGUAUCUGAAAAAGUAAAUGAAAUGGGUGUUAGAUCUCAAGCUUCUUUUCCUGCUGGAUGCAGUGUAGAGUCAUACAUAGACUUAACAGAUGAUAUUGUUAGUGAAACUUCAUGUCUUGCAGUGGAAUCCACUGCAGAUAAGAGGACUUGUGAAACUUCUACAGCUAACUCAGAAAACAGUGAUAAAAAGGAAGAACUGGAAGAGUGCUCUGAUGCAUUUAUAGACUUGACGGAAGAGCUUUCCAAUGAGACUGCAGCACGUGAAUGUAAUCUUGAAACAAAAUCCACUUCGAACACUGCUGUAGGAUGUCAGAUAAGUAUAGAUGAUAAAACUAGUAAAAAAAGGAAAAAGGAGGCCGCUGUCAGAGAGAAUUCUAACUCAAAAAGACAACGAAAAGAAACUGAAUCAGCGGGUGAAGGGGGCGAUGCAAGUGAUGUGAAACCUGAAGAGGUAAAUUCAGCACUCAAACGAUGUUCUGGUAAGAAGAAUGAGUUGCCACAGAACAAAGACUCUUCUCCUUUGGCUUCGUCUGCAUCAUCACCUAGUCUGUAUGCCAAAAACAUCAUUAAAAAGAAGGGAGAAGUAGUAGUUUCCUGGACAAGAAAUGAUGACCGAGAAAUUUUACUGGAAUGCCAGAGAAAAGGACCAUCAAGCAAAACCUUUGUUUCCUUAGCCACUAAGCUGAACAAAAGCCCAAAUCAGGUUUCGGAAAGAUUCAAGCAGUUAAUGAAGCUGUUCAAGAAAUCCAAGUGCAAGUAA
Pelecanus crispus (Dalmatian pelican) is the source of this 3122-nucleotide messenger RNA. NCBI's taxonomy places the organism in Eukaryota, Metazoa, Chordata, Aves, Pelecaniformes, Pelecanidae. The record is from RefSeq and is a predicted model, not a curated record.